This is a messenger RNA of Nothobranchius furzeri (turquoise killifish), 2371 nucleotides long. RefSeq names its product protein FAM177A1. The record is from RefSeq and is a predicted model, not a curated record. NCBI's taxonomy places the organism in Eukaryota, Metazoa, Chordata, Actinopteri, Cyprinodontiformes, Nothobranchiidae.
UGCACGUAGUUUACGUAACGUACGCAGCAUCCAGAGAUACAAACAGAAGACAAUGGCUGAUGUUUCUCUGUGUCUCACCAACGUGAGCGUGUCUCUGGGCGGGAACGUGGACGCGGUGGAGAGACAGAGCCCCCAUCCGGCGGAGUUCGAGAGCGUGGAGCUGGAGAAGAUGGAGGAGGCCCCGCAGAAGGAGAAGCCCCCCCGCCGGAUCAUCCACUUCUCCAGCGGUGAGACCAUGGAGGAGUACAGCACGGACGAGGAGGAGGGAGAGGAGCCAGAGAGGAGAGACCUGCUGGCCCCUCCACGCGAUGCGGUGAGGUCCCAAAUGACCUGGGGACCUUAUUUCUGGUUCCACGUGUGGAGAGCAGCCACGUCCACCAUCUCUGCUUGUGACUAUCUAGGGGAGAGGAUGGCCUCACUAUUUGGGAUAACGUCAGCCAAGUAUCAGUACGCCAUUGAUGAAUACUACAGGAUCAAGAAAGAGAAAGAGGAGGACAAAGAGGAAAACCGUCUUUCAGAAGAAGCGGAGCGAUCUUUUGACGCGCUACAAUCUCAGGAACCAGAAGACAAGCUGAUCAGCGCUGGAGAUGGACGGGAGGUGGGGACCGCCCUCCGCGAUGUGACCUGUCAGGUCGAGAACGAGAGCCAGGCAUCUCCAAACACCAUCAUCGUCCCUGUUACUGUGACAGCAACCUAACGCUCUUUAGAAAAGGACAUUUCUAAUGUAUGUCUGUUUGUUAAAGAAGGAAAACGUUCUCGUUUCCCAAAGCUGUUUGGUUUCACGCAGCCUUCCACGGGCAGCAGGGGAGGGUGCUGGGGGUGCAACGGUGUAAGUACCGGAUAAUGUGGCAACAUAUUCAGAUCAGCAUAAUGGGAAUUAACUGGUGUUUUUUUAGAAACCAGUGUCAGUUGGCCUUCUCCAGUCUUCGGAACAAUGAGUAUUCCUUUUAUCAUCCUGGAGCUGCUCAGUUAGAUCAUGAUUAUUUGGGUCAAGAUUGAAAUGAUGUGAUUUUCCUGAGUUGGGAAACAACUUCCUCAAACAGCGUGGUGCAGCUUGUUCGAAUCACAGCAGAAAGGCUAAUAUUACAGAAAUAUAUUAUUUGAUCACCAAUGGGCUUGGUCUGGGAUUAUGUAAAGGCUAAAAUCUGUGAAGUUCACAUUUUAGACGGAUUACGUCAGCAGGUGGCUGACUCCAGCUUUUUGUGGUGAUCAAGACACGGCUAGAUGAAAGGAAGUCUAGCUGCCCAAAUCUGGUGACACUUUGUAAAAGCAGAGAGAUCACUGGACACCACUCAGCAGGAGAUCAUGGCUGUCGAACAUUGCAGGUCUUAGUUUAGCCUCUGGAACAGACGAGAGUCAACGUAUUUUAAGGUUAAAAAAGCAGAUGAUGAAAUAAGUACGGGACUGUCAAAGCAACAACAAGAAAGACCUGUUGCCUUCAAAGAUCAGUUUAAUGGAUUUCUAUUAAAAAUAAAUCAUGAUUCCUGAAAGGGGUGAACAUUAACUGAUACGUUUUAAGAAAGUAAAGGCAAUAAAAGGCAUCUGUUGUCAUGGCAGCCUCUAAAAGUUGUUGCUCCCCAGCACCUCCGCAGGACCAGCCUCAGUGCCUACAUGUCCCAGUCAGUGCCAGAGGUGGGCGGAGCGUCGCAGCGCCCCACUGAGGCACUCCUGAAACGUUUGGCUGCACCAAAGCGCUGGCUGUUUUAACACCCAUGUAGAUCUGAUUGUGUUGUAAAAUGUCUGCUGCUGACUCGUUUUCAUCAUUAGAAAAGCUAACUGAAGUAAAAGUAAGGGGUGUCGGUGUUCGGCGUUGCUCGUUUUUAUCGGCCUUAUCUAAUAAUAAAUAAAAAACUGGUCGUAAUGAAAGUCUUUGAUAAUGAGAGGAAGAAAUGUAACCGUUAGUUAGUAAAAGAACCGGUAAAUUGACAUUUUUAACAGUUUUAAGCACGUUUUUGGUUUUUAUGUGUUUGUUUUAAUAAAGGGGCUGCGCAGUGGUUAGAGCUGUUGCCUUGCAGCGAGAAGGUCCUGGGUUCGAUUCCCGGCCUGGGAUCUUUCUGCAUGGAGUUUGCAUGUUCUCCCUGUGCAUGCGUGGGUUCUCUCCGGGUUCUCCGGCUUCCUCCCACAGUCCAAAAACAUGACUGUUAGGCUGAUUGGUCUGUCUGAAUUGUCCUUAGGUGUGUGAGUGUGUGUGUGAUUGUUUGUCGUGUGUGUCUCUGUGUUGCCCUGCGAUGGACUGGCUCUCUGUCCAGGGUGUACCCCGCCUGUUGCCCGGUGACUGCUGGAGAUAGGCACCAGCCCCCCCGCGACCCUACAUGGACGAAGCGGGUUCAGACGAUGGAUGGAUGUUUUAAUAAAGCUAACGAUCUGUUCA